UAGGCUGGUGGAAUAGAAUACAUUUUAUACUCCAUUAUACUGAGCUCAUUCGGGACAUGGUCUAACCCCCAACCACAUAUCGGAUCAUAUAGGAUCGGUUUGUCUUUGCGUCUUUCGUUUGGGUGUUUUUGGUGCUUGAUUUCUGGCACGAUGACUCAUUUACAGGCGGGCCUGUCCGCCGAGACCCUGGAGAAGGCCAAAGCUGAGCUGAAGGAGAACCCCGACACCCUGCACCAGGACAUUCAGGAGGUACGGGACAUGAUCAUAACGCGGCCCGACAUUGGCUUUUUGCGCACCGACGACGCCUUCAUUCUGCGCUUUCUGCGCGCCCGCAAGUUCAACCACUUCGAGGCGUUUCGCCUCCUCGCCCAGUACUUUGAGUACCGCCAACAGAACCUGGAUAUGUUUAAGAACCUGAAAGCCACCGAGCCGGGCAUCAAACAGGCCCUCAAGGACGGAUUCCCCGGGGUGCUCUCCAACCUGGACAGACAUGGAAGGAAGAUUCUGGUUCUCUUCGCCGCCAACUGGGACCAGAGCAGGUACACGUUUGUGGAUAUACUGCGAGCCAUUCUGUUGUCACUGGAAGCUAUGAUUGAAGAUCCGGAGCUGCAAGUGAAUGGAUUUGUGUUGAUCAUCGACUGGAGUAACUUCACAUUUAAACAAGCAUCGAAGCUCACUCCGAGCAUGCUGAGACUGGCCAUCGAGGGCUUACAGGACAGCUUUCCAGCCAGAUUCGGUGGCAUCCAUUUUGUCAACCAGCCGUGGUACAUCCAUGCCCUGUACACAGUCAUUCGUCCCUUCCUGAAGGACAAAACAAGAAAACGGAUCUUUAUGCACGGGAACAAUCUGAACAGUCUACACCAGCUGAUCGUGCCAGAGAUUCUGCCCUCUGAGCUGGGUGGCAUGAUGCCCCCCUAUGACAUGGGCACAUGGGCCAGGACUCUGCUCGACCACGCCUACGAUGAGGAGACAGACUACUGCCCCGAGUCCUACACCCUGUCUGUUAAAGACCUGGAGAAAGAUCUCUCCCCAAAAAGCAUGAAGAGGUCCCAGUCGGUGGUGGAGCCUGGAGUGCUUAAACGGCCAGAAAAAAUCAAAAGUGAAGAGGAGAACAUGCAGCCACUGCUUUCUCUGGACUAAAGGCUUUUAAUCCCCUGGGCCAUGAGCAAACAUCAAGGCCUGCAUUGAACGCUGGGGUGGGAAGCGCCCAGUUCCCUCGACCGGAGUAUAAAAAUAUGUACAAAGAGUUGAAAGCAAGACGGAGAUGUGAGAUGAGCCGAGACUUUGAAAAUACUGACAAGAGACAGCAAAAAGCUAAUGGACCACAUUCGUAUGUAAUUGUUAAGUGCCAAUUUAAAUCUGUACAUACACUUCAGCGUAG
This is a messenger RNA of Trichomycterus rosablanca, 1381 nucleotides long. It is a transcript of the gene clvs2, whose product is annotated as clavesin 2. The coding region runs from base 151 to 1140 and encodes 329 amino acids. Lineage: Eukaryota; Metazoa; Chordata; Actinopteri; Siluriformes; Trichomycteridae. Gene Ontology annotation, biological process: lysosome organization. Gene Ontology annotation, molecular function: phosphatidylinositol bisphosphate binding. Gene Ontology annotation, cellular component: membrane; endosome; trans-Golgi network. The transcript is spliced from 5 exons. The record is from RefSeq and is a predicted model, not a curated record.